Molecule: messenger RNA, 1092 nt
Organism: Haemorhous mexicanus (house finch)
Lineage: Eukaryota; Metazoa; Chordata; Aves; Passeriformes; Fringillidae
Gene: RAB13
Product: RAB13, member RAS oncogene family
Exons: 8
Coding region: 74-1039 (321 amino acids)
Biological process (GO): protein localization to plasma membrane; Golgi vesicle fusion to target membrane; cellular response to insulin stimulus
Cellular component (GO): synaptic vesicle; plasma membrane; trans-Golgi network transport vesicle
Molecular function (GO): GTP binding; GTPase activity
Source: RefSeq, a predicted model, not a curated record
AGGCGGGGCCGCAGCCAGGCCCCGCCCGGGGGGGCCGGCCCGGUCCCGGUGGCGGCGGGCGGUGGCGGGGGCCAUGGCCAAGGCCUACGACCACCUCUUCAAGCUGCUGCUGAUCGGGGACAGCGGCGUGGGCAAGACUUGCCUCGUCAUCCGCUUCGCCGAGGACAACUUCAGCAGCACCUACAUCUCCACCAUCGGCAUCGACUUCAAGAUCCGCACUGUGGAUAUCGAUGGCAAGAAGAUCAAGCUGCAGGUCUGGGACACGGCGGGACAGGAGCGCUUCAAAACCAUCACCACGGCCUAUUACCGCGGAGCCGUGGGCAUCGUCCUGGUGUACGACAUCACGGACGAGAAAUCCUUCGAGAACAUCCAGAACUGGAUGAAAAGCAUCAAGGAGAACGCCUCGGCCGGGGUGGAGCGGCUCCUCCUGGGCAACAAGUGCGACAUGGAGGGGAGGAGGAAAGUGCAGCGGGACGCGGCCGAGAAGCGCCAAGUCCAGCGAGAACGUGGAGGAGGCCUUCCGCACGCUGGCGCGGGACAUCCUGCACAAAUCCUCCCGCAAAGCCCCCCCCAGCAGCAGCAGCAGGGUCCUGCUGGAGCCCGGCGCCCCCCGGAAGGCCGGCGGGAGAUGCUCCCUGGGGUAGGGGCUCGGGAGCUCCCCGAGACCCCCGGGGCAGCGCGGGCGCCUCUCCGGAGGGAUCUGGGGGGGAAUCUGGGGGGAUUUGGGGCUGCCCCCCUCUCUCCUUGUGCCAUAAAGCCCCGCUGUGCCUUGUCCCGGCUCCGGCGUCUCUUUGACGGGGGUUUGGAGGGGGCGGAACGGGGUCGGGAUCGCGGUCGGGACCGGGACUGCGAUCGGGACCGGGAUCGAAGACAGGAACAACAUCGAGACCGGGACCGGGACCGGGACCGGGACCGGGACCGGGACCGGGGCGAGCAGCGGCGAAGCCGCACCCAAGCCACGCCCACAACACCAAACUUGGAUUUAUACCACGCCCACUCUGAGCCACGCCCCACCUCGGCCGCGUGUCCACGCCCGUAAUUUAAAUUGAACCACGCCCCUAAUUAAAUCAAUUUAUGCCCGUUAUGGUUAAA